This is a messenger RNA of Blastomyces gilchristii SLH14081, 7291 nucleotides long. Its product is annotated as HEAT repeat protein. Gene Ontology annotation, biological process: retrograde transport, endosome to Golgi; endocytosis; intracellular protein localization. The transcript has 6 exons. The record is from RefSeq and is a predicted model, not a curated record. Bases 783 to 7034 code for a protein of 2083 amino acids. NCBI's taxonomy places the organism in Eukaryota, Fungi, Ascomycota, Eurotiomycetes, Onygenales, Ajellomycetaceae. Gene Ontology annotation, cellular component: Golgi apparatus; membrane; endocytic vesicle.
UGUCCCCCCGUGAUGUUUAAUUAAAAAGCGGACAUCUUGCAGUGUUCUCAUUUUCUGAUCCGUCAUACAUUCGAUCACGACAGCAACAGAUGAUGGUAGGAGUGCUUCAAUCGUUACCGAUUCGAGGGGUGCACCCGUCGGCGAUAUUCCCUGGCCACGCGCAAUAGCAGCCUCAAUUGUACUCUUUGACAUACCGCUUCGUUUCGCUUUGCUGAUGACAAGGGCGAGUCGGGGAUUUGAGGCCGGGUCUGGUCCAAAUACUUUGCAUAGUGUCAGUAUUAUGAGGAGUAAGAAAUAUGGACAACAAAUGUUCAGUGUAAAGUUUGCUUACACUUCGACGCAUUGAUUAUGUCUCUGGCGUAGAGAAUGCGCUCUUUGCUCUUUGCCGCAUCGUUUUUGCCCUUGUCGUGCCUAAUUGUAGACCAACGGUUGUGACCUGCCUGUACGAUUGCGGAGGAACUCAGGGCUCGACAAUGCUUGCACACCCAAGGGCGUAGGCUUCGAGGCCCUCCCAAAAGUCUCAAUCUAAAAGUAGAAGCCAUGAGGUCUAUAAUAACGGCGGUAACGUCGGCGCGCGAGAACGAUGUCGUUGUCCGACGACACUUUUGGGGCUCCGCGGGAGAGGAUCGGCCCGACUGUUGAUCCGCGCCGGUGAUAUAUCUUGACAGUUCGUGAACUAUGGCACGAGCACGACGUUUAACUCCAACCCCUUAAAGGUGAACCAUUUAGUUCGCACAAAUUGUAGAUGUGCCUGGGAGUAUUCCUAUGAAGCAUCAGCAGCAAUGGCGGCUCCUGAUACCGCUGCUGCGCCAUCAGCGGGGCCAGACACUGCGGACUCCCGCCUCGAACUAGAUGUGCCCAAGCUUCAUUCACUCCCCUCCGAACAACAAGACCUCUACCUCCUGAGGUUUACCGCGGACCUCGUUCAAUACACAGCGACACUCGAUAAAGCGGGUCUAUCUUCUCAGCAACGGUUUAUCAUUCAGGAACUCUUUAAAAUAUUGAAGCUUUCGUCGCCUCCUCCCACCAGGGUGAUACGAAAUAACGUCGGCCGAUGUUUCAACGCUAUCUUCAGCAAGGGGGACCGAACCACGCUGUACGACACCGUCACACAACUUCUGGGAAUACUCAAUGCUGGGAAGAAUGAUUGGGAGCUGAAGACUAAGUUUGCCGCCGCUGUCGCGAUAGGGGAGAUAUAUGCAGGAGCUGGAGACAGUCUGUUCACUCAGUCGACUGUUGUCUGCUCCGCAUUGUUGAAGCUAUUCAAGUCCUCCCAAAACCAUGCCGGAUUGAGGAGCUCCUUAUAUACAGCCUUGAAGAGGGUGGUUGGCAGCAUCGGUUCUCCUGUGGAUGAACAAACAGCGAAGGAUAUCUGGAAGCAUGCUCGAAACACGGCCACCAACGACAAGGCCGUCGCCGUCCAAGCGAGUGCAUGUUAUUGCCUUGAGCAGUUGAUUAAGAGCACAUCCUAUUUUGGGACGUUAGCCGACUUCGAGAAUCUCAAAGCUACAAUUUGGAAAGUGAUUGACAGCCCUAGUCCAUCUGUAAGGCAUGCGGCCGCUUCCUGCCUUGCUGCCAUGUUGAUCAAAGCUCUCGUAGCCGGAGACCAGGUCCAGGACGUGCCAACUGUUCGAAAACCCAAAAAGCAAUCGAAAAAACAGCCAACUGCCCCUGAUGGUGAUGACGCAACCGAGCGACCUCAGUCGCCGCAGCCUUCUGCAGGUCGAAGAGUGGACCUUCAUAUUUCAUUCCAACUCCCCGAGCUCUUGAAACAACUUUCUUUUCAAUACUGCCGAACCUCAACUAGUAACCGAGCAAGAGCAGGUAUUGCUACGUGUUAUAAGCAAAUCCUAAGGGGCCUUGGCAACAACUUUGUCGAAGAACGCUAUGCGGAAAUUGCUGGUCACUUUCUAGUUACGGUAUUAAAUCAUCCAACCAUCACUUACAACCGAUACCGACUCCUGAUGACCAGGAAAUUUAUCAAGAGCUUAUUAGAGGAUACUGUUUGUCGUGAAAUCCUCCGUGAGAAUAGUAAACUUAACGCCGCCAAAUGGCUAACAAAUGGCCUGCUUAAGGAUUACCCGAAAGUGGUCCAGGAGCGACCUGAGCCAAGCAAAUACACUUUAACGAGUGCCUUGAGCACAUUAUCUGCUAUUAUAUCUUCCUUAGGCUCUGCUCUGGCGGUUAUCGGGGACAGCUGUCGUGAUUCACUCCUCCAGGUACUCCAGCAUCCUAGCUAUACUGUCCAAAUUCAUACCGCCCAGUGCUUGCGCAACUUUGUUCUUGCUUGCCCUCAGCAACUCCUCUCUUGCGUGACGGUCUGCAUGAAUAGCCUUAACAGGGAGAUUGGUCAGCUAUCUACUCCACGACAUUCCAAUAGGCGAUGCCUUGGAUACGCCCAUGGCCUGGCGGCUAUGUUGAGUACCUCUCGAUUGCAGCCACUCUAUGGCUCCGUCGAUGUGUACGCACGGGUCCUAUCACAAGCUACAGAUCUCCUGAAAACAAGUAGCAGCUCGGAGUUGAGGAUUGCAAGCACGCAAAUCCAGGUUGCAUGGAUUUUAAUUGGCGGUCUGAUGCCGCUUGGACCUAGCUUCACCAAAAUUCACCUACCCCAGCUACUCCUAUUGUGGAAAAAUGCCCUCCCAAAGCCUUUGCCCAAAGAUAACCUGGCUCAACGCGGUCCCCUAGAGAUGAGCUUUUUGGCCCACGUCCGAGAAUGCGCCCUUGGUUCAAUCUACGUGUUUUUGGAGUUCAACAGCAACCUUGUAACGGCAGAUGGAUCAAGACGUAUUGCUGCAAUGCUUCAGAAUACAGUGAUGUUUUUGGAUAACCUGCCAAGACUCAAGUCUGCGGAAGAUAUCUCUCAGCGCCUAUCGCCUUCACUACAGUUAAAGGAUUUCGCCACGAUGAUUCGUCGACGUGUAUUGCAGUGUUUUUCAAAACUAGUCAACAUAGACCACGCAAAUUCAGAUGUUCUAUCGUUGUCGAAUAUCCUAGGCCUAGCGAUCUCGUCAUUUGCUGAUCCUGAGGUUAUUUCCGCAAACCCUUUUGAUACAUCCAUUGCUAGUUCCACUACUCACUUUGAUAAUAUUUGGGACCUUGACGACAAUUUUGGAUUUGGUGUAACAGGUUUAGCACAUGAAUUUGCCGUCGAGACCAUCUCAGGAUGUCAUAAAGAAGAUAACUCCGCCGGCACGAAAGCGAUGGAAUCACCUGAGCAGGGAAUUGACAAUAUUUUGUUAUCCCCGAUCUGCCAAGCUAGGGAGCAUGACUCUGUACUUCUCUAUUCGGUGACUGAGCGAAAUAGCGGAUCAUACUCGGACCCUCCCGAUACCGAAGUUGUGAAUGCAGCAAUAGACUUAUUUGCGAAGGCGUUACCAUUACAAUCGCCAAAGGUUCAGGAAAGUAGUGUGGAGCAAAUAGCAGCCUUACUCUCCGCCCAAAGUCUAAACCGCAACCCUGGGCGAAAGGCAGCCAUGACUGUCAAUAUUGCUGUAGCUCUGCUCCUUGCUGUUAAAGUUGCCGUUAAGGAGACCCCAUCGGCGCCGGGGAACUUGAGGUAUCCUGCAACUGAGAAAGUUAUGCAGGAGCUCAUUCUGACUUUUACCACCCACCCCGAUCCCAUCGUGCGUUGUAUAGGCUCCGAAGCACUAGGGCGGCUGUGCAAUAGUUCCGGGAAUGCCUUCACUAGCAGCCAAAUCAACUUCCUCGUUGAUUCCAUUGUUGAGAACCGAGAUCCCAGCACGCGUGCUGGAUGCGCGACAGCUCUAGGUUGUAUCCAUUCUCAAGUCGGCGGCAUGGCGGCUAGUUUCCACUUGAAAACCAUUGUUGGCGUCCUCAUGUCCCUCUGCAGUGAUCCUCACCCCGUCGUUCACUUCUGGGCACUAGAAGGCUUGGGUCGAGUGGCAGAAUCUGCUGGAUUGACCUUUUCGGCCUAUGUGUCAAGCUCCCUCGGCAUGCUUGCCAGGCUAUAUAUUGCCGAUACCCAUAAUGAAGAAGCUUCAUCUGUGUCAACCUCCAAUCUAGAAGUGGCAUUUCCGACUACCGUGUCCAUUAGUCGCUGCGUUGAUUCGCUUAUCAACGUUCUUGGUCCGGAUUUACGGGAUAUCUCAAAAACUCGGGAACUGAUUUUCACGCUCGUGAAGGAAUUUCAGCUUGAGAAAUCCACAGCGCUGGUGGCAGAGAGCUCAAAAUGCUUAGAUCAUCUGUCUUUAUAUGCUCCAAAUCACAUGGAUUUCUCCGCCUAUGUCCGAUGGCUUCAGCAGGAACUUGCAUUGAAAAGCACGACAAUUCAGGAUGCCGCUAUUCGAGGCUUCAACAAUCUGAUGAAAAGAGACGCCGAUUUGGUCAUUCGCACAGCCUCACCGAGCCUUGAGGAUGAGUUCUGGCUAGCCUUUGAGAGCGCGACGGAUAACGAAGCAUUGAAAAACAUUGUCUGCAACUGGCUGCAGCAAACUGGGCUCACGGAUACUGAUGAUUGGAUACAACGGUUCCAAAAGGUCCUCACGAAGACGCGAUCGAAACAGGAUGAUAAUCCUCCACCUACCACAGUCAACACCACUGCUAUUCAUGACAUCGCAGACGACGAGGUGGCAGGAUUUGCCGCAGCCGUUGGGGGAGAGCCCGGCGAAACGGCCAACGAGUCCUCCUCUGGUCAGGAACUGCUCAGGUGGCAAACCAGAAAUUUCGUGAUGGGCUGUCUAAGUGAGCUUCUGUCCAUGGUUAGCAAAAACAUAUUGCCCGAUCAAAUUAUUCCCGCAGAAAUGGCGUUGCAAGAAAGGGUUGGAGAUAUUAUUCGAAUGGCAUUUUCCGCAUCCACUGCCAACGUCAUUGAGCUCCGAAUCUGGGGUUUGAAAAUAAUUGAUCAAAUAUUGAAGAUGUUUGGCAAAACCCCGGAUCCCGAUUUUGCGGAAGCGUUACUCUUGGAACAAUAUCAAGCUCAAAUUAGUUCCGCACUAACUCCUGCAUUUGCAGCUGACUCUUCAUCUGAGCUGGCCUCGGAGGCGAUUAAUGUUUGCGCAACUUUCGUUGGUACCGGAAUCGUGACAAAUGUGGAUCGUAUGGGUCGUAUUUUUAAACUACUGGUUGUUGGCCUGGAGAACUUCGCGAAUAAACCUGACACCACAGAGAUUGGUGAUCUCAAAGGGCUUAAUUCUAAUGCGCGUGUGAUGGUGAAGCUUGCACUAUUCUCAGCUUGGGCUAGGUUGCAGAUAGCUAGCAACGACCAAAAUUGGUUGGCUGAAAUUGUGCAGCCGUAUACCGCUACCCUCACUCCCCUGUGGCUCUCUUCCCUCCAGGAAUUUGCGCGCCUCCGAUUUGAACCGGAAAUAUCCAGCACGCUUGGGCCCACCGUAUCUGACAAUUUGGACGAGGUGUAUGCAGCAUUGAACCGGGAAACAUUAUUGAAAUUCUAUCAAGAUUCCUGGCUGAGUUUCGUUGAUGCCAUCGCAAGCCUGGUUGAGAAGGAUAGCGAGUUCGUCUUCGAUGCCCUUGAUGGGAAACUUGAACCGUCAAAGGAAGUAGUUAGUGCUGAUAAACCUGAAGUAAAUGGUGUAAAGGGGGAGAAGGGAACGCAUAUAAACUAUCGCGAUGAACCAGUCGCGUUCUUUUUUGUUCUCUUUGGCCUUGCCUUCGAGGCUCUCGUCGCGCAAAGCCAUGAACAAUCAAAUCAGUCAUUGGAAAUUCUGCGAGCCUUGCGAAAGAUCCUCCACCCAUCCGUUGCUGGGAAUGCCGUGUACCAACAGGCCGUAUUUUCCGAAACUAUGGAUACGUUGGACAGAUUAGUGAUGACUGAAGGCUCCAGCGUACAAACGGUCAUUGUCCAAAUGGCACGAGAUCUGGCUCUGCACCACCACUCUGCACCGAAUAACCAGCCUCGAUCUGACAAUCUGUCAGACGAUAUUGAGCAGCUAUUCGAACUCACACGAAACAUCAUUCUUGUCCUUGCAGGACUCCUGCCUAAUCUCAGCGAGUCUCCGACGCACACCCGCUUCAAUAUAUCUGAUGAGGCGGCCUCCCUCAUAACACUAUCCCUCUCCUCACUUGUCGACGUCACCUCUGUUUUUCCCUCCAUUAUCCGCGGGGAUCUCCGCGCCUGCAUCUUGCAUAUUUUCACAACAAUUUUGGCCAUGGGCAUCUGCCAAGCCGAAGUCGUCCCUCGAGCUCUCCCCAUCUUUCGCCGCUUCAUCCAGGGCAUCACCCGCCCACCGACGUCAAUCACAACUUCGGCUGUACCCACUGAUUCUGAAACCCCACAUCCUCCCCCCGAAGACCCAGAAAUCAUCUCCCGUCAAAUCCGAGGUUGCAUCUCCCGUCUUCUCCAGAUUCUCACGAUUGCCCAACGCCGCGAAUCGGAAACCUCACUCACUUGCGCCAAAAAUACUCUCUUAUCCCUAACCGUCCUGCUGACAACAAGCACCCACGUAAUACCACCGCAAGAUCCCUUAAUCCCUCGCGUACUCUCCGAGUUCCUCGACUGCUUACAGGACCUGGGCCUCGCGACUGUCGCAGCGGGCUGCCUCCGCUCCAUCCUUCUUAGCCCAUCGACCCAAACCACCCGCUCCCCGACCGACGACGCAAUUGCUCGUUUCCUCCUCCCACGACUCAUUGCCUUCAUAACAAGCCUGCCCGCCAGCGAACUUGAGACGCCCGUAGACCCUGAAAAUGUCAAGGGGACCAUCACACUGGCUCUCGUCUCGUGUAUCGGCUCGGGCACGAUUGCACCAGCGAGUGUCCCCAUAGCGAUGGCUCUGGUUAUUCCCGCACUCCUGAUGCGCGCGAGGAAUGAAGGCCAGGGAAUUUAUAAGGAGAUAGCCGCUGCUCUUCUUGAGCUAGCGAAGAUCGACGCGGUGUCGUUUAGAGGUCUAGUGGCGGGGAUGGGUGCUGAGCAGCGAGCUUUUACGGAGGAGAUUCUGAGAAAUGGGGGGAUUGGGGGUGGUGGGGGUGGUGGGGGGAAGGAGGGGAGGAACGUUUCCGACGGGGCGGAUGAUGGGGAGAGGAAUGUACCGAGUAUUGCGUUGCGGAUGGACUUUUAGAAUUUGGUUUUAUUUACUCCGUCCAGAUAGGGUUACUUUGGAUAUAAUGAUCCGGCCGUCCGGUUGGCUUUGUAACACACAUAUAUAUUUUAUACAUACUAUAAUUCAUAAGUUUUUACCUUGCCAUGGGUAUGCGUAAAUUCUUGACAUAGAUAUUGGUCAUUGAGAAACAGGAGCUAUAUGUCAUAUGGCAUCACUUAUGUUUCAAUUAAAGUAUUAGGAAAUAUUCACCCACUGUUCGACAAAUUAAUUAUCUA